CUGCCGUAAAUGUCAAAUACCGGAAAAUAGCCACCCCAUGAAUCAGUCUGUGAAAAUUCAGUGUACCAUUUGGAUUUAAAUUAGGAAAACGUAUACUUUUAUCUAAAAAUUGCUCAAAAUGCCGUGCGUUGGUUGUGGAAAGGAUUGCAAGUGCACGCCGGAGAAGUGCUGCGAGAACUGCAAGUGCCAAAAACCCGGACAGUGUGGAUGCAAUCCGUCGAAUGCCAGCUCCUCGGGCGGAUGUUGCAAGAAGGAUGGCGGCGACACGGCGGGCGGCGAUGCAAAGUCAAGUUGCUGUGGCGCAAAGAAGUAGAAGCCCAUCCCCAUUAAUGUCAGUA
Molecule: messenger RNA, 338 nt
Organism: Drosophila mauritiana
Lineage: Eukaryota; Metazoa; Arthropoda; Insecta; Diptera; Drosophilidae
Product: metallothionein-3
Exons: 2
Coding region: 119-313 (64 amino acids)
Source: RefSeq, a predicted model, not a curated record